Messenger RNA from Prorocentrum cordatum, 486 nucleotides. Lineage: Eukaryota; Dinophyceae; Prorocentrales; Prorocentraceae. The record is from the annotation of a GenBank genome assembly.
AUGUCGCUGCCUCAGAACAAUAAGCAGGACCCGGAGUAUCGGCGGCUGGAGCGAGAGGGCAGGGUGCCCAAUCCCGGCGAGCACCACGCUGUCCGCACAGAGGCGGAGGAGGCGUUGUUCAAGAAUGCCCUCGGCUCGAUGGAGCUGCUCUACAGCAUGGGGAAUACUCCCGUCAUCGUUCUGCCCAUGGACGACGAGGUCGCUGCCGGCACAGCGUACUUCUCGCGAGGUUGGUGUUUCUUCGAGUUCGCCCUCGCGUUCAGUUUCGGCAACAUCGCGAAUGCGGAGAUCCACCCACCCGUGGAUCAGAUGCGCAAGAGAGCCGCAGAUCUGAAGUUGGACACGGUGGACGGUUUCAAAGAGGGCUUCCAGGCGACGCACUUCACCAACAAGGGCGACGAAGAGGUCGUCGUCAAGCUCUUUGAGCAGACCUUGCACGAGAAGGCGCGUCGGCCUACGAGGCGGUGGACAAUGACGAGCCCGUGA